Baudoinia panamericana UAMH 10762 is the source of this 5985-nucleotide messenger RNA. RefSeq lists its product as uncharacterized. Gene Ontology annotation, molecular function: phosphorelay sensor kinase activity; protein binding; histidine phosphotransfer kinase activity. Bases 1 to 5985 code for a protein of 1994 amino acids. Gene Ontology annotation, biological process: phosphorelay signal transduction system; protein autophosphorylation. The record is from RefSeq and is a predicted model, not a curated record. The transcript has 2 exons. NCBI's taxonomy places the organism in Eukaryota, Fungi, Ascomycota, Dothideomycetes, Mycosphaerellales, Teratosphaeriaceae.
AUGACAGGCUCUCCUACGAGUUCGCGGCCUCACUUGAGUCGCAUGGUGCGGUCUCCGCCAGGUCGACUAUCUGAGUUGCCGCAGACGUCGCCAGAGCAGAUACUUUCGCCAAGACAAAAGGUGAAGACGCCGGAGCAGCAAGGCGAGAGACAACGCGCACAGAGCAGCAACGCCACCGCCUCAGGUGAGAUCCGGCCAGAGAUUAUGCGCGUUAUUUCGGGCACGGAAGAAGAGAAGCUGGAGAAGCUGAAAGAAGCGGUAAACGCGAAGUUGGCUUUGCAGCAGCGCAAAAGAGGCAGCUAUGGAGGGAAGAGAGUGUCGCCCAUCAGGGAGGAAGAUAAUCAGAUGAUAUCUCCCUCGCUGAAUGCUGCAUUCGCCAGCCCCGUGGAACCUGCUCCUCGACCUCUCUCAACCGACUCUACAGAAUCCACAGAGUCCACAGGCUCGUCACGAACAGUACGCGCUAGCUUGCCUCCCACUCCUGCCGAAGGCCGACCACUUCGGACGCCUUCGUAUCCCUUCCCUUAUGUGCCAGGGACGCCGCGCACAUGGUCUUCGAAUUUUCAUCAGCCUUUCACGGCACUGUCUCCUACAACGACUAUGAACGCGGGCCUAGAUGACACGCCGGGUCAACGCAGUGUCGAUGUGACGUCCGCCGGCAGCACGCCCGGCGUGCAAGAUUUUGCACCGCCCGGGGUCGCGCCACAUGGUGUGGAAGAUCCGCGCUUUCCCACGCCGAAUCUCUACGACCUGGUGUUGCAGCUGAAUGCCGAGCCUGGCAUUGAGCAGUGGUGGGCCACGGUUACUAAUCUCAUGCAUGACUUCUACAAGGCUGAGCGUGUGACGCUUGUUGUACCGAUGGACGCCACUGAUAUCGAGAAUGUGCCGUGGGGCCAGAAAGCAACGUUCAGUAUGUACGGUCGCGAAGAGUUUGUGCCACAUGGCACAAUUCUUGAGCAAGUCUCACAAGCAGACGUCAAGGAAGCUUCUACCGACGCUCUAGCGGACUGGCAUAUGCAGAAAUUGCACCCUGAGAGGCUUGGACGGCCAAGGCUGGAGUCUCGCCACUCAUAUGCUGGGCCGCCGCCGAAACGGGACGCGCCACCUACAGUCUAUGAAGCUACAUUGCGUUCUGCCAGACCCCGGGGUCCUCAGCGGACCGUCACACAUGCCGGCAUGUUCGGAAGCCGAGCACAGAGUCGAGGUCUACCCCAUCGCUACCCAUCUACGAGCAGUGUCCGCCAUACUUCAAUCAGCGAUCCCGACUUCAGUAGCAUCGCAGGAGGCGUUGACACUGGACCGUAUGCCGAAGUCUUUCAAACGCUUCGAGCACUCGAUCACGAAGCACGACCACUGAUCGAGUCUGGUGGGGUGAAUCGUGUACUCGACCGAGGCAGAGUUGUUACCAUCACCAGAGACUACAGCUCGGACCCGUCCGACUCCAGUAACGGCCCCAGCUCGGGUACGACAUCCAGAGCGAGUAAUCUGCCAGACACAACACCUGUGGAGAACGCCAGCGUUUCUGCGACCAGACAACUCUUCGGCAAUUAUCGCACCAAUGCUUUCGCUUCAGAGAAUGCUUUCGGCUUUCAGCGUGACUACGAGGAGUAUGAGCAAUACCCGCAAUCUCCCUGGGCACAAUCGCCUGCGCCGUCACCGGCCAUUCAAGGUGAUGAGGAGAGUAAUCCUUUCUUCGCCUCUGAAGAACAAGAAGUGGAGGACUCGUUCAAUCCUGCAAACAACACGCCCAGGGACUACUCGCAAUAUAACCAGGUGGAAGCCAUAGGGGUGGACAGCGCAAGUACUGUCAUACAUGUCCCGCUUGUUCAUCCCACGCUUUCACAACCCAUGCAAAGCCUAAGGAUGAGACAGCCGAGAGACCAUCCCGGUAUGCCACAGAGGAGUAACACCCUCGACAUGGAACGGAAAGCGCCUAUCGCAAUGCUCUCUAUCCUGAGUCAGACAGUACCGUAUCCGCAUAAUCUGACGCAGUCACUGAAGUUGCUUGCACCGCACUUGGCGACAUCAUUCUCCACAGCGCAGCAAUUCUCGGCAAGCCAUCAACAGGCCAUUACGAUUCGUCACAGAAGGACUGCAUCUGGCCACAAUGUUAGCACGGCACCGAUGACCAUCGAGCCAGCCUCUCUCGAAGACAUCGUGAACGCCGAGCUCGAGGAGCCUCCGGGCUCAAUCUCCGGUGGCAGCAUCACGAGUCCGUCAGACUAUUCUGGUCGUUCUCGCCACAGCCCCACCAGCUCCAUUGUCGGCACACCAGGAUGGGACCCUGCUUCCCAUGGAUGGUCUAACAGCCGGUCUGUUACAGGCACCCCAGCGAUGACCGGUUCGGAGAUCGUUCACGACUAUUUCGACCAAAAACGAACUCAUCGUACCGGACACAGGAGUGGUAGCCAGACGAGUCAGUCGGCACACACAACGCCAGCAAAAGCGUCGGCGAGAUUUGUUGAAGAAGAAAGCAAAGUUAGUGCGCGGAAGGCGUCCCCUGCAACCAAAGACGAUCAUAAGAGCUCACAAAGCGAACAAAGGCUGAGGGCAGCCAAGUCCGUAAGAGACGAGAAAUCUCCAAUGCGAGUGGUGCGGGCGCAGAGUCCUACACGACAAGCCGAAGUCGCGUCGCCGCAAAGACCAGCGAUGCAUUAUGCGGUGUCGCAACAUAACGAAUCAACCGCAGCGGAUGCGUUUCGACGCCACUCGCUGCUGCACUCUUACGGCGCGAACUACGAAUCAUCCUUCGGGACAUUACCGGCGAGUCUCAACGCGGAAAACACGCCCUUGAGCGCAGCCGGGCAUGCGCGUAAGGCGUCGUACUCUGAAGAUAUGCCUCCGCCGUCUGAACGCCUGCUCCGCACCAUCAUCGACUCGGUUCCAGUUCAGAUUUUCACCGCGAAGCCCGACACCGGCCAGCUAUCUUGGGUGAACACCAAGUUCCUGAUAUACAGAGGUCGCGAACCGUAUCAGGUGCUUAACGAGCCCUGGCAAGCCAUCCAUCCAGAUGACCGGGCCGAGUUCAUGGCGAGCUGGCAACGCUCGCUGCGGACUGCGCAGCAAUUGCAGCAAAAGGUGCGCCUAGAGCGCUUCGACGGAAGCUUUCGGUGGUUCUAUGUCAGAGCGGCGCCGCUGAAGGACAAGCGUCAGAAGGUCGUCCACUGGAUAGGGACUAUGAUGGACUUUCACGAGCAACACCUUGCCGAGCUGAAUGCGACACGGCAGCAGGAAACGGCGGCCUCGGAAGCCAAGUACCGCACGCUUGCGAACUCAAGCCCGCAGAUCGUUUUCGCCGUGAACAGGAGCAAAGGGGUUACCUUUUGCAACUCGCAAUGGCUGCAUUACUCCGGCCAAACGGAGGCGCAAGCACUCGGUCUUGGCUUCAUGGACCAUGUGCAUCCAGACGAUCUUGUCAAGUGUAAAUUGCCUAGCUUUGAUGACGACUCUGGUAAGCCGACGAAUGUCCCGACCUCUGUACCUACGGAGCUCAAGCGGACGCCCACGAACUCUGCGAGCUCCUCAAGCGGGUCCUCCGAGACUGAGCGAGGUGUGAACAGCUCCGAGUCUUCACCACUCCAGACCAUGCCGCAGCGGCAACUCUCUGAACUCGCAAGUACAGGUAUACUCAAGGUCGCGCGUGACGUUGACGGCCGCCCUUUUUACUCGACCGAGGUACGCCUGAGAUCAAAGGAAGGCGAAUACAGAUGGCACCUCGUACGUGUCCUGCUCGCGGAGCCGCUACUGCAGCAGACCGAAGACGAGGAGACGUGGUACGGAACGUGCACAGAUAUCAAUGACCACAAAACGCUCGAACGCGAUCUGAAGGAGACCAUGGACGAGAAGUCACGCUUCCUAAGCAACAUGUCGCACGAAAUACGAACUCCGCUCAACGGUAUCACGGGCAUGGUCAACUUCCUUAUUGACAGCAGUCUUUCGGCCGAGCAGAUGGAGCAUGUCAACAUCAUUAGAGCAAGUACCGAAGGUCUACGCGGCUUGAUCAACGACAUACUAGAUCUUAGCAAGGCCGAGGCGGGCAUGAUCCAGCUCAGUAUGGACUGGAUGUACGUCCGAGCGCUUAUCGAGGAGGUCAACGACUUGACAUCCGCCAUGGCGAUUGACAAAGGUCUUGAGCUGAACUACAUCGUCGAGGAGGACGUGCCCACACAGAUCAAGGGCGAUCGCUUCCGCAUACGGCAGAUACUCCUGAAUGUCAUCGGCAAUGCGAUCAAGUUCACACAACAAGGCGAGGUGUUUGUGCGGUGUAGCGUCUUGACUCGCUCAGACGUCGAGCUGGCGAAGAAUGAGAUGCUCAUUAAGUUCGAGGUUGUGGACACCGGUCGAGGAUUCACAGAAAAAGAGGCGGAGUAUCUGUUCAAGCGCUUCAGCCAAAUCGACGGCAGCAGCACGCGCCAGCACGGAGGCACUGGGCUAGGUCUUGUCAUCUCUCGGCAGCUAGCCCAGCUGCAUGGGGGUGACAUGAGCGCUAAGGGAGUUCCCGGCAAAGGCUCAACGUUCAGCUUCUAUAUCAAGACGACUUUGCCGUCAAGAUUCGACCAGCCACCAGCGCCGCCGCCUACACCGGGUCUGAUGACUAUGUCGAGUCUGCCAGGAUUCCCAGGCCUCGCAUCCACGCCGCUAAGCAUGCCAAGACUGACAAAGAUCCCCUCUCUUCCGGAUCAACCACGACCGUCUCCGAGGUUCGCGAGUGAAACGACUUCAACCCCUUCGCCAUAUAUGUCGCCAGACCUUGGACGGCCGUCGCCAGCCGCUUCCAUAUCUUCAGCCAGCUCGGAACCUUCGAUACUCUCUGCAGCACGCACAAGCAGCCUCAAGUCCGAACGCUCAUCGGCGUCCUCUUACGUGCCGGAUCCGGCCUUUACUGGACCCACCGUAAGCCUCUCUCUGCCGGAUCACCGCAAGUCUGACUCUCCUUCUGGAGCCUCUGAACAGUCAGUCGACACUGUGCGACGCAUAUCUACGCCGGACAUUGUUGGCCAUCUGUCGCCAGGUGGUAGCAUGGUGCCACCGCUGUAUUCCAUAUUGGUGAUCUGUCCGCUCAAGUACAGUCGCGAGGCUACCGUGCAGCAUAUUGACAAGACCGUACCGAAGAACGUGCCGCAUUCUAUCACGGCACGAGAACAUCUGCUCGAGUGCCAGAAGAUGCUGGGUGGCGAAGAUCCAGUCAUAUUCACGCAUAUCGUCGUGGUCCUGCAGGAUGUGGAAGAGAUUACUGCACUCAUGGAUCAGAUACUGUCAUCGCCUGCACACUCUGGCACCUCCAUUAUUAUCAUCACGGAUCUUGCGCAAAAGAGAAAGAUUAUCGAGCAAGCACCACGGUACAACUACGAAGCUCUUACAGAGGAACGGCGGCUACGCUUCGUUUUCAAGCCGCUCAAACCUUCGCGCUUCGCCAUCAUCUUUGAUCCACAGAAGGAGCGUGAGAUGAGCACAGACCGCAACCAAGAUAGCGCGCAGCAAGUGGCUGUCAAUCAGAAGCAGGUGUUUGAAGAGCUUACGGCGCGUCUGGGCGACAAAGGGAAGCGGGUGCUUCUUGUUGAGGACAACAAAGUCAAUCAGAUGGUUAUUCUCAAGUUUUUGAAGAAAGUCUCUAUCCCAGCCGACACUGUGAUGGACGGCGUGCAAUGCACGGAGAAGGUGUUCGCCCAACCCCACGGCUACUACUCCAUCAUUCUCUGCGACUUGCACAUGCCGAACAAAGACGGCUACCAGACGUGCAAAGAGAUCCGCCGUUGGGAGAAGAAGAACAAGUACCCAUACUCACCGAUCAUCGCACUGAGUGCCAACGUGCUGGGUGACGUGUACCAAAAGUGUGUGGAGGCUGGAUUCAACAGCUACAUGACGAAACCGGUGGAUUUCAAGGAGUUGGCUCAGGUAUUGAUGACGUUCAUGGAUCCUAGCGAUCCCACAAAACCGUUUGAGCUUAUGAAGGGAAAGAGAAUGACAGGCGCUUCUCAGCGCUAG